Medicago truncatula (barrel medic) is the source of this 868-nucleotide messenger RNA. RefSeq lists its product as uncharacterized. The record is from RefSeq and is a predicted model, not a curated record. The coding region runs from base 126 to 728 and encodes 200 amino acids. Lineage: Eukaryota; Viridiplantae; Streptophyta; Magnoliopsida; Fabales; Fabaceae. The transcript has a single exon.
CAAAUCAAAUUCAUCUCCUAAUAUCUCUCCUUCUCUCUCUCUCUCUCAAUCUCUCUCUUUCAAAAUCACUCUCCUCAAAUUAUUCCAAACAAAAAAAAAAAAACAAUUUCUAUAUAAAAUAAAAAAUGGAAAACAAUCUACCAGUGAUAUCAAAGAGAGUGUGGAGUAUGGUACGUGUAGCCUUCUUCAUGUUGAGAAAAGGCAUUUCAAAGGGAAAACUGAUGAUGGGCCUAAACAUGAUGCUCAAACGCCGCAGCAAGCUUGCCGGAAAAGCCAUUGCCAAUCUAAUGUUCCACCAUCACAGCCACCACAGCUCCUCCUCAAGCCGCUCUCACGACUCACGCCACCAAUUUACCGCAUCAAGGGAGUAUGAAUUCAGCUGCAGUAACACUCCUCAUCACUUUUUCCCAAUAGGGAAACGUCACCGCAGCAACAACCACAAUCACAACAAUUUCUUCACUUGCGCUCAUACGCCACCUACGCAGGACGAUGAUGUGGCGACUAUGAGCGCAAUGAAGGCCGUGCUGGAGAUGCUUAACAAUGAUCAAGCAAUCGUAGAAGCAUCUCCAGCACUACCUGGAUUCGGGCGUAGCCCAAUGGUGAGGCAAUUGAGGGUGACUGACUCACCAUUCCCUCUAAGAGAAGAUGAUGAGAAAGACAACCAAGUUGAUAAGGCUGCUGAAGAUUUCAUAAACAGGUUUUACAGCCAGUUGAGGAAGCAAGAUUGAUUGAUUAAAUAAUUCAACCUUCCUUGUUUAGUUAAUAAUUAAUUAAUAUGUGUAAUCGUUUGUUGUGAAUGUUAAGUAAACCAUUUUUAAUUUUUGGUUAUUUUCAUGAUAUAUAUGAUCCAAGAGUUGAUAUACCUAUA